GUAAAAAAACAAUAAAAACUGAAACCCAAAUAAAAAACCAUAUUUCGUAUUUCUUAGGACCCCGGAGACUAAGAUAUCCCUCCGCCUAAUCCGAAGGCCAUGCCCGAUGACACACAGGAUGCGAAGGCGCAGAAGUUGGCCGCUGCAAGGAAGAAGCUGAAGGAGUACCAGCUGCGCAACAACAACAACAGCCAUCCGGCGUCCGAGGAGCCCCUGCCCUCGCACUCGUCCACGGUCAGCAUAGCCAGCAACUUGUCGGAACGCUCCGACUGUGAGACUAGUACCAAUGGAGCUGCUGGAGCCGGAGCCGGCAAUUUGCCGCCACAGGAGCAAACAGCUGUGCCUACAGCCGCCUCGUUUUUCACAAACAACCAGGAACCAGACAUACCACUGUCCACACAGAACAGCGGAAGUGCUGACGCGUCCAAUUUGCAGGCCUUCCAGGUUAUUAUUGCCGAGAAGGCGCAGCUGAAUACCGAACUGACCAGGGCACGCCUUACAUGCCGUGAGCGCGAGCUGGAACUCGAGGAGCUGCGCACCCUAAAGGACCAGACCCAGCAACGGUUGGAUCAACUGCAGCUGUAUCAUCAAGAGCAGCAGUCACAGACCGAGCAGCAACGUCAGCACAGUACCCUGCUCCAGAGCCAAUUACAGCAGUCUCAAGCACAAAUCGCGGACCAGAAUACGCAUCUUCAUGAACUGGAGGCCCAGCUCAAGCAGGUCAACCUUCGGCAAGAGGACCUGCAGCAACAGCUGGCCAGCAAAACCAACGAGCUUGAGAUGGCACAGCUCAAGUUGCGUCAACUCUCUGACGAGUCCAACAUAACUUCCGACAAUCGUGUAGAAUCGUUGGUGCAGACCCAGUACAUGUAUGAGCAGCAGAUACGCGAUCUCCAGGCAAUGGUGGGCCAACUGGCGCAGGACAAGGAACAGGCUGCCGGUCAGUACCAAAAUUAUGUGCAGCACCAGAGCGGUGAGAUCGCCAAGCUCAACGAGCGAAACGCCGAGCUCUCCGAAGAGCUAAAUGCCCUUCGGGAGAGGGAAAGGCAACUGGUGGAGCACGUGAGCAGUCUGGAGAAGGACAUUCAAAAAAACCUGAGUAUGCAGGCUCAGUUUAAAGAAGCCAACCAAGAUGUGCCCAAAAAGGAGGAGAAUGGAGUUGAACAGGAAAAGAUUGCUUUGGAGGAGCAACUGGGCGCCUUGAAGGAACGUCUCAACGACUUGGACUUCGAACGUCACGAGUUUCAACUGAAGAUCAAGUCGCAGGACGACCAGCUGAAGUUGAAAGAUGCGGCGCUGGCCGAAUUGGAGCAGGAACUGGAACGCUUACAGGCGGUACAACCGGACCAGACCAAGCUGCUGGCCACCAUGGAGUCGGACAAGGUGGCUGCGUCUCGGGCCCUUACCCAGAACGUUGAGAUGAAGCAGCAGCUGGAUGAACUUCAACAGCGGUUUGUCCAGCUAACCAAUGACAAGGCCGAGCUUGUCAUAAAGUUGGAUGCCGAAGAGUUUGCCAAUCGCGAAAUACGUCAGAACUUUACGAGUAUGGAGCAAAAGCUGCACGCUAAUGAGGAGCGCUUCAAGUUCAAGGAUGAGGAGAUGAUCCGGCUCUCCCACGAAAAUGUGGAGCUCCAACGACAGCAGCUGAUGAUGCAGCAGCAGUUGGACCGCCUGCAACACUACGAGGCCAAGGCUUAUCAUAGCCAUGAGGAGAAGCCAAAAGAAGACGGAGGAGGAGAGAUUGAUGGAAAAGAUGCAGCAGAGUUGGAAAGCCACGAUCAUGACCAUGGCGAUCACGCUGACCAUUCCCAUUGUCAUUCGCAAGAUCAUUCCCACAAUCAUUCACAUGAUCAUGAAACCGAGGAAAACCAUAAUCAUUCACAUGACGAUGGCCAUGACCAUAACCACGACCAUGCCCACGACCAUCCUCACAAUUCUGUUCAAAAGCUUAGACCUUCAGGUACUCUGCCCACCGCCGAGGCCGUCGAGAGGUUGCAAUCCCGCUUCACAACGUUGAUCAGCCAGGUGGCCGACUUGACCGAGGAAAAGCACAGCUUGGAGCACCUGGUGUUGCAGCUGCAGAGCGAAACGGAGACCAUAGGCGAGUACAUCGCCCUCUACCAGACGCAACGCCGCAUGCUCAAGCAGCGGGAGUACGAGAAGGCCGCCCAGAUGCGGCUGCUGCAGGCGGAACGCGAGCAGCUGCGCGAGAAGAUCGAGGCGCUUAACAAACUCGUUGUGAGCCUGGGUGUGGAGUUACCUCCGGAUCCAGGGCAAGUAGAGCCACAGGAAGCGGCCGUUAACAGCAAAGCACCGGCCGCCACGGAAGGACAGGAAAACUCGCAACAAAUCAUCAAUAAGAUUCAAGACAUCAUAAGCGAGAUCAAGGAAAAUACUGAGCAGCCUGCGCAUCAUCAUACUGGCGACCAUUUGAACUGCUGCCUGGGAAAGUUCGAGGUGGUCUAAGUGGCGACCACCGCCGCAUCCUUGUCCUCUGCUCGCCAAGUGCAAUUACCGUCUGCUUACGUAAAAACCAUUCAAUUUGCUACUGUAUUUAAAUGUAUAUCGAACCGAACUCUGGUUCGACCAGGGUCUUUUGUAAAUUUUUUCAAACGAUGUAUCCGAAUAUAAAAAUAUUUGCAUCUAAGACGAGUCUAAAUUUAUCCCAAGUAAAAUUUAUUAUCAAAAAAAUAUUAGUGUAUGUUUUAUUAAAAGAAAUCGUAAUUAUUACAAACUUGUUCUUAAAGAUACAACAUUUGUCCAAAUUGGCAUCUAAAAUGGGAUGCAUUUAAAAUUUAUAUUUUAUUUGAUUUCUAAUUCUAAUUAAAAUUUCCAAGAAAAUUGUAAAA
Drosophila bipectinata is the source of this 2849-nucleotide messenger RNA. RefSeq names its product Golgi matrix protein 130 kD. Gene Ontology annotation, cellular component: Golgi cisterna membrane; cis-Golgi network; Golgi cis cisterna. NCBI's taxonomy places the organism in Eukaryota, Metazoa, Arthropoda, Insecta, Diptera, Drosophilidae. Gene Ontology annotation, biological process: Golgi organization. The record is from RefSeq and is a predicted model, not a curated record.